This is a messenger RNA of Trachymyrmex cornetzi, 8714 nucleotides long. RefSeq names its product neurofibromin 1 (gene Nf1). The transcript has 25 exons. The record is from RefSeq and is a predicted model, not a curated record. The coding region runs from base 251 to 8506 and encodes 2751 amino acids. Gene Ontology annotation, biological process: regulation of GTPase activity. Lineage: Eukaryota; Metazoa; Arthropoda; Insecta; Hymenoptera; Formicidae.
UUCGUUGCUACAUUCCUGAGCACAUAGCGCACAAUUGGUGCGUCGGUGAGACGGUCGUAUACCUCCGACUGUACUCGAUCAUCUUCGUUGCCCUACCACCAUAAGUGCCCCUCCCAUCGGGGGCGAUUCGGAGAUCUGCGGUGAUGGUCGUUCAGUCAACGUUCAUAAAUGAUGACGUAAGGUCGCAGCUCGUAGCGAGCUGGCGAUUCGUGGUACGUGGUAACGGCCUGUCAGUGAACCUCGGACGGAGAUGGGGACGCAAAAGCCCGGGGAAUGGGCGAAUUUAGUGAUCACGCGUUUCGAGGAUCAGCUGCCAUGUCGUUCCGGUCCCGAAAGUCCCCAUUCUCGGGUGAACGAAAAGAGGAGCAAGAAAUGUCUAAUAGAGAUCUCUCGGUACCGUUUCUCUCUCGUUAUAUCUGGUCUUACGAAGAUGCUGCAACGAGUCAGUGAGCUCACACCGAGCACGAGCAGUCAGCGGCCGUUCCAAUCCAAAGAGCAAGAUCGGCAGGAGUCCAUCAUUAUCGUUCUGGACACGCUGGAGAAGUGCCUGGCAAAUACACCAAAAGACACAACGAAAUUCGAGGAGGCGAUGAAUGUGAAACUGUUGCUUCGGGAGAUAUGCCAGUUCAUAGGUAUGCCCUACGACAGUCCACAGACGAAAAUGAUCAGGGAUUUAGCGAGCAAAGUACUGUUCGCUUUAAGCUUGAAUUUCUUCAACGCGGUCUUUAACCGGAUAUCUGCCAGGCUUCAGGAACUGCCCAAUAGCGGGGAUGAGAAUUCAGAUUGUAGUGACAUUGAGUUGAUGCAGUAUAUCAAUUUCGAUGUCCAUAGAUUGACCAGAUUACUGAACGAAAUUAUACAGAAAGUCCGGCAACUAAUUGGCAAGAAGUCAGCGUAUCUCGUGAUUAUGAAUCCCUUGGAGAAAGCUAUCUGGAAUUGGAUGGACACGUAUCCGCAGGAGUUUGCCGAUGUGCAGAAGCAGCCUAACGAGGAUCUUAGUAAGGCGUGUGAGGAGUUAUUCGACAUUCUCGACACGUUCGUCGCCGAGAAGAAGAGUCGCGCGGCCUCUGUUUGGCCGUUGCAGGUGAUGUUGUUAAUACUCUCGCCCAAGGUGUUGGAGAUCGUGAACGCCGACACUGGGCCACCCGAUUCUCCACGGUAUUCGAAGAAGAAGCAGUUCAUCGACAACGUGAAGCGUAGUCUAAGAAUGCACGGUAGCUCUUCUAGUCGCCAAUUGUCUGAGGCUGCGGCUGUCACAUGCGUCAAUCUUAUCAAAGCAGCCACGUAUGUCAGCAACGAUUCUAUCACCAACGUUGUCCUAAUUCUGGCGCAGCAACUGAUGGACGAUUUAAUGAGCCUUCUCUUCAACCCAUCGAAACCAUUUUCACGCGGACAGAAUUAUAGCGCGCAGGACAUCGAUUUGAUGAUCGAUUGCUACGUUAGCUCCUUUCGUAUCGAUCCAGUCAACAACGAAGCUUUUUUUAAGUUUUGUUUGAAUGUCAACUACCCGUCAACAUACCAGUUCAUCCUAGUCAGCUCAUUAUACAAGAUCUUCACACAGCCGAGAUUACCGUGGUGGCCAGAGACCAGUCUUGUAUAUUCAUACGGCACAGACCUCAGGAAUAUGUUUACUGAUACCCUGAACAAAAUGACGCAGAACUGUAGUAAUACGCCGUUGCGCAUGAUUCACAAUUUUUCUCUCAAGUCUAAAGAGGAGAUGGCCAAUUCCAAAAACUUGUUAUUGGUGUUGGUGCAACUCAUUCACGUGGACCCUAUGUUAAUGUUGCAUAAUUACGGUACAGCUGGUCACGAAAUACAAAAGUCCACUUUAGAGCUGAUUAACGGACUUGUCUCAUUAGUUCAUCAGCCCACGAUGCCAGAUAUCGCCCAUGAAGCGAUGGAGGCUUUGUUAGUGCUACACCAUCCAGAUAAGAUCAAAGCGUGGAAUCCAGAAGCGCCGCUUGAUACUUUCUGGGACGCCAGUUCGCAAGUCGUCUUCUCAAUCUCUCAGAAAUUGAUUCAACAUCAAAUUUUCAAUUACACAACUAUACUUAAAUGGCUUCGCGAGAUACUGAGUUGCAGGAAUGCUUUCCUUUCUCAAUGCGAAGAUUACGCGAAUGCGGAGAGCCACUUUGUGAUUAGUAAACAAGCACAUAUUAAACUUGAGGUCAUGUGUUUGAUGUAUUUAUGGAGCAUAGACAUGGAGGCUGUUUUGGUAUCCAUGUCCUGUUUUGCACUAUUAUGCGAAGAAGCUGAAAUUCUUUGUGGCAGCGAUGGAGUAGUAGUGACCUGUUUGCUUCCCAAUUAUCAGCUGUAUUUAGAAUUGGCGCAAGCUUCGACCGUAUUGAUCUCUGCCCACGGGGAGACUAAACUAUAUUAUCAGGAAUAUAAUUACGGGCGUGUCACGUUACAAAAAAAAAUAUUAUCUUUAUUGAGAAAGAUAGAACAUUGCGUAAAUGGUAUACAACCAGCUUGGGAAGAAACAUUUAGAAAUUGGGAAGCAACUUCACGGCAGUUGUCCAAUUAUCCUAAAAGCAAAACUGAGGAUGUACAGGUAGAGCCGUUUUGUCGCGGCAAUGUAAAACGGAGAGCAGCGCACCAAAAUUCAGAACACGAAAUGGAAGAACAAAUUAACGAGUGGGCUAACAUGACAGGGUUCCUUUGCGCUUUGGGCGGAGUAUGUCUACAACGUUGUUCACCUAAUAAACCACCAUAUGGUGUAUUCCCUUUUAAUCCGGAGCAUAAAAAGGGUUUGAUAAAACAACAGGAUUCUGUCUCAGGUUUAUCAAAUUCUAAUCAAGAAGCACAAUGUUGUCCAGUGACACAAUUCGUAUUUAACUUGCUACGAUUAUUAAUUUGCAACAAUGAGAAACUUGGCAAUCAAAUACAGAAACAUGUAAAGGAGUUGGUCGCACACGAGAUGAGUCCUGCUCUAUAUCCAAUAUUAUUCGAUCAGAUAAAAAAUUUUGUUGAGAAAUUCUUCGACCCACAUGGUCAUGUGGUGGUUUCGGAUUUAAACACACAAUUUAUUGAGCACACUAUAUUUAUAAUGAAAAAUAUUCUGGAUUCAACGACGGAUCAACCAUCGGAGUAUCUUGGAGUGACUAGCAUCGAAGGCAUGAUGUUGGCAAUCGUUAGAUACGUCAGGCACUUGGACAAGACGGUGCAUUCGAUUUUAAUUAAAACCAAAUUAUGCCAGCUAGUUGAAGCUAUGAUGAAGAGACGGGACGAUCUUGCAUUUAGACAGGAGUUAAAAUUUCGUAACAAACUAGUUGAAUAUUUAACUGAGUGGGUAAUGUGUACACAUCCUCAUUCUUCAACAACUGCCAACGAUAUCCUAACUUAUGCCACAGAUUUGGAUCAAGCUAGCAUGGAAGCAGUAGGAGCGUUAUUACGUGGACUGCCUCUACAGCCUGAAGAUUCUGAUCGUGUUGAAUUGAUGGAAGCAAAAUCUGAACUUUUUUCGAAAUAUUUUACGCUGUUUAUGAAAUUAAUGAACUACUGUAACGGUCCAUCAUCAACAUCAGAAGACAAAGAUGUUGUGCCUCGGCCUACUUUAACGACUAACAAAGUAGCCAUUUUGCGCAACACUGCUAUUCAAGCUAUGAGUAAUCUUCUUAGUGCGAAUAUAGACAGUGGUUUGAGGCACUCCAUACAUUUGGGCUACAACACAGAUCUACAGACGCGAGCCGCAUUUAUGGAAGUGUUGACUAAAAUUCUUCAGCAGGGCACGGAAUUUGAUACUCUUGCCGAAACUGUGCUAGCGGACAGAUACGAACAGUUAGUUCAACUUGUUACAAUGAUCAGUGACAAAGGCGAAUUACCUAUCGCCAUGGCACUGGCUAAUGUAGUGACGACGAAUCAAAUGGAUGAGUUGGCGCGUGUCUUCGUGACACUGUUUGACGCAAAACAUUUGUUAUCACCAUUAUUAUGGAAUAUGCUCUACCGAGAAGUCGAGCUAACUGAUUGUAUACAGACUCUUUUUCGCGGUAAUACUCUGGGAAGUAAGAUCAUGUCCUUCUGCUUUAAAAUUUAUGGCACAAGCUACUUGCAAGGCUUACUCGAGCCUCUCAUUACACCUUUACUGGACAACUCAACAAUUCAUUUUGAAGUAGAUAGCGCAAGGAUUGACCCUAACGAAAAUAUUGAACAAAACGGUGAAAACUUAAUCAUGUUGACACAAAAAGUGUUCAAUGCUAUCGUAUCAUCUGCAGAUACGUUUCCUCCGCAGUUACGCUCUAUGUGUCACUGCCUGUAUCAAGUAUUAUGCAAGAGAUUUCCGCAAUCUCCGCAAAGUAACAUUGUAGCCGUAGGAACGGUGAUAUUUCUUCGUUUCAUUAAUCCUGCAAUCGUCUCACCUCAAGAGUCUGGUAUCAUAAAUAAACCAGUACCACAUGAAAUUAAACGAGGCCUAAUGCUUAUGUCAAAGAUAUUGCAGAACAUUGCAAAUCAUGUAGAGUUUAGCAAGGAGCAGCAUAUGUUGCCUUUCAACAAUUUCUUAAGAACGCACUUUGAGAUUGGUCGACGAUUUAUCAUACAGAUAGCAUCGGAUUGCGAAACAAUUGAUCAAACCAAUCAUCCUAUGUCAUUCGUUUCGGAUGCCAAUGUAUUGGCGUUGCAUAGGUUGUUGUGGAAUCAUCAAGAAAGAAUUGGAGACUAUCUUAGUAGUAGUAGAGAUCAUAAAGCUGUCGGAAGAAGACCAUUUGACAAAAUGGCUACGUUAUUAGCGUAUCUUGGGCCACCCGAGCAUAAACCGGUGGAUUCGCACUCGCUUUUUUCUGCUACUUACGUUCGCAUGUCACGAUGGGCGAAUAAAGACAUGUCGUCCACUAAUUUUGAAGAGAUCAUGAUGAAAUAUAAUAUGCACGAGAGAGAAGAAUUUAAAAGUAUCCAAAGCAUGAAUAUUUUUUAUCAAGCAGGCACCAGCAAACAAGGCUAUCCAGUAUUUUACUACAUUUCACGACGAUUCAAACUUGGCGAAACGAAUGGCGAUCUACUGAUAUAUCACGUCAUUCUAACUUUAAAACCUUUUUAUCAUUCUCCAUAUGAUGUAGUCGUCGAUCUUACUCACACGUGUUCAGAUAAUCGGUUUAGGACAGAAUUUUUGCAAAAAUGGUUUUACGUUCUACCUGUGGCAGCUUAUGAAAAUCUUCACGCGGUAUACAUUUAUAAUUGUAAUAACUGGGUACGUGAAUACACAAAGUAUCAUGAUAGUAUCCUGGCACCAUUGAAAGGUAAUCGAAAAAUUAUUUUUAUCGAUGGACAAGGAAAAUUAAAUGACGUGAUCGAUGUCGAACAACAAAAGUUACCUGGAGCAACAUUAUCUCUGGAUGAAGACUUGAAAGUCUUCGCCGGCGUCUUGAAACUAUCUCAUAAAGAAAUGAAGGUGUCCGUGAAGAUCGGACCAACGACACUACAGAUAACGCAUACAGAUAGAUCUAAAGUGUUAUCGCAAUCCAUUCUUUUAAAUGAUGUUUAUUAUGCGUCCGAGAUAGAAGAAGUUUGCUUAGUGGAUGACAAUUCAUUUGUGCUAAGCAUUUCCAACGAAGCAGGACCUCUGACUUUCGCUCACAGUGAUUGCAACAGCAUCGUGCAGAAUAUAGCUCACAUUAGAAGUCGCUGGACUCUAUCGCAUCCGAACUCUUUGUCCGUUCACUCGAAAAUCAGGCCUAAAGAUGUGCCUGGUACUCUACUGAACAUGGCUUUACUGAAUCUCGGUAGUCCUGAUCCUAAUCUUCGGACUGCCGCGUACAAUCACCUAUGCGCGCUCACAGCAACGUUUGGCUUAAAAAUAGAAGGUCAGUUGUUGGAGACGUCCGGUAUCUGCAUACCAUCGAAUAACACCAUAUUUAUCAAGCACUUGAGUGAGACUUUGGCAACGAACGAUCCGCAUCUCACGCUCGAGUUUCUCAAAGAAUGCAUACAAGGCUUCAGGGAAUCGACCAUUGAACUGAAACAUUUAUGCCUGGAAUAUAUGACGCCGUGGCUCAGCAACCUCGUGCGAUUUUACAAACCUCACGACGAAGGUAAGCGGCAAAAACAGGUUACAGAGAUCCUGGACGAUUUGAUUACGUUAACCGUUCAGGAGAUUGAAAUGUAUCCGAGUAUACAGGCUAAGAUCUGGAGCACAAUCGGUAUGUUGCCGGAACUGAUAGACGUUGUUCUUGAUAUUUUUCUUCAACGUAGCGCACGAUACGGCUUAGGUUCGCCGAUGGCCGAGAUUAUGGCUGACACUGCUGUUGCUCUGGCGUCCGGUAACGUGGAACUGGUCGCCAAGAAACUGAUUAACAAGGUAUGUCGAAUAGUGGACAAAACGUGCAUGUCGCCGACGACACAGUUAGAGCAGCAUAUAAUGUGGAGCGACAUAGCGAUCCUAGCGAGAUAUCUUUUGAUGUUAUCCUUUAAUAACUGUCUGGAUGUAGGGAAACAUUUGCCAUAUAUCUUUCAUACGGUGACGUUGCUCUUAUGUUCUGGUAGUUUGACUAUGCGAGCUUCCACUCACGGUUUAGUGAUCAACAGUAUUCAUUCAUUGUGCACAUGCAGUUCGCCUGCGUUUACCGAAGAUACAAAUAGGAUACUACGGAUGAGCCUAGACGAGUUCUCAUUGCCCAAGUUUUACCUAUUGUUCGGCAUCAGCAAGGUGAAAUCUGCUGCUGGCACAGCCUUCUACAAACAUCCAAACUACAGCAAUAAACCCGUGAAUGAAAAGUGGCUCAGUAGCGAUCAAAGAAGCGCGUAUGGAACGCAGGACAAGGAGAGACUUUAUUUAACCAGUUUGGAAGUCAUAACCGACGCUCUUUUGGAGAUUAUAGAGGCUUGCAUGCGGGAUAUUCCGAAAUGCGAUUGGUUAAAAACGUGGACUUCGUUAGCGAAGAACUUUGCUUUCUGCUUAAAUCCAGCUUUGCAGCCGAGGGCUCUCAUCGUCUUUGGUUGUAUCAGCAAAAGUAUAACGGAUCAAGAUAUGAAACAAUUACUGAAGAUAUUGAUGAAGGCGCUUGAAAGUUUUAACGACAUUAAUCUUAUAGAGGCUAUUGUUAUGUGCUUAACACGAUUGCAACCUCUUCUGAGACCUGAAUCCCCAAUACAUAGGUAUUUAUUUUGGGUUGCCACAUCCGUUCUAGAGUUAGACGAAACGUCGUUAUACGCAUCCGGUCUAGCCCUUCUAGAGCAAAAUUUGCAUACACUUGAUUCGCAAGGCACUUUCGACGAGAAGACACUAGAACAUGUAAUGAUGUCAACGCGUGAACCUUUGGAAUGUCAAUUUAAACUAUUAGAUCACACCGUAGGCUUAUCCUUUAAGUCUAACUUUCAUUUCGCGCUGGUUGGUCAUCUUCUGAAAGGCUAUAGGCAUCCUACACCAACUACAGUCACCAGGACGGUCAGAGUAUUGACCAUGUUACUGGCAAUCAUAGCUAAACCCUCCAAAAGGGAUAAAUUUGAAGUAACGCCUGAAAGUGUCCCUUACUUAACUGCGCUAGUGGCCGUAUCAGAAGAGGUUCGUAGUAGGUGUCACAUCCGACAUUCACUUGACAAAAGUUUACACGAUUCAUCAGGCAGUUCAGACGUUCUUGACACUUUACCGUCGCGCAAUACGGAAAUGCCUGGAGCUUCUAAUCCUACAAGUAGAAGGCAGAAAACUUGGGAUUUACUGGAUCAAUCAGCACUUACUCAAGCAAAACAACAAAAACAAUCUGCACAGACUGGCCGGCUUUUAUUUAAAUCGCAGCGAUCCUUGAGCGUGCCAAGCGCAAAGGACGACAAGUCGACCGACAACACAGAACAACAGAGAGAUCGGAGUACGAGAGUGAGUUUAAGCAACGAAAAUAACGUUUUGCUCGAUCCGGAAGUGUUAACAGAUUUUUCAACGCAGACUUUGGUGCUGACUAUGCUGGCCACGCUAGUAAAAUAUUCCACUAGCGAAAACGAAACGCGGAUUCUUUAUGAGUAUUUAGCGGAAGCAACUAUAGUUUUUCCGAAAGUUUUCCCAGUCGUACAUAACUUGCUUGAUGCGAAGAUCAACAGUGUAUUGUCUUCUUGUCAAGAUCAAGUAAUAUUAAAUGCAGUACAAACGAUUAUUCAAAACAUGAUUGCCUGUGAAGACUCAAAUCAACAUCAUUUGCAACAUUAUUUGCAAAGUUGCGGAUUUCGGGGUCUUUGGAGAUUCGCAGGCCUUUAUACGAAUUCUAAUUGUACGCCUGAGAAUGCUGAGUUGUUUGUUAAUUGCCUGAAAGCAAUGGUGGAAAUAUUGGAAAUGUAUUUGAUACAAGAAUCGAAUAGUAAAGAGGAAGUUAUUAUCAGGAAGAGUAAACGAGCCAAUAAUUGUCAAACAGAUUUUACAUCAAAAACAAAAUCAUCUCCUGUCCAAGAACAAAUUCGUGUCCAAGAACAAACCGAAAUUAACGUUCAUGCAGAUCGUAAUACGAAUAACAAGCGAGACGAUUCAGUUGAUAUACGUCGAGCUGAGGAUACGGGUGGCGAUGAUGGUGGCGGCCAUUCACAUUCUUAGCAAUUAAUUUAUGAUACUGACAGACAGUGUGAUAAAAGUGUGCAUAAAAGGCAAAAUAAUCGAAAGUUGCAACGACAGAUGAGGUGUGCGAACUCUAAAUAAUCGCAUUGUAAAUAUAGAACCUCGCACACAUUUAUCCCCUAUUUCUGCUGCAACAUGUCAGUUUAGUACAAUACCGUCAGUUUAGUACAAUGCCGUCCACGAUAUA